Molecule: messenger RNA, 1050 nt
Organism: Astyanax mexicanus (Mexican tetra)
Lineage: Eukaryota; Metazoa; Chordata; Actinopteri; Characiformes; Acestrorhamphidae
Gene: sar1ab
Product: secretion associated, Ras related GTPase 1Ab
Exons: 7
Coding region: 319-915 (198 amino acids)
Biological process (GO): membrane organization; intracellular protein transport; vesicle organization
Cellular component (GO): endoplasmic reticulum exit site; COPII vesicle coat
Molecular function (GO): GTPase activity; GTP binding
Source: RefSeq, a predicted model, not a curated record
UCCGGGAGCAGGGUUGAGAAAUACCUGUGACAAAAAGAGGCUUCUCCUACUUUCCACGUCUGUUGAGCUGCCUGCCUGAGGAGGGCGCUGUUCACAGCCUGACCCUCAGUACUGCUGUUUGCGGCUGUACAGCGGCGGUUUGUUUACUUGGAGCUUUAACUAUAUUAGAGAUUGGCCACAGUAGCCGGAUCACACUAUUCCUGUUCGAGUUCAAAAUCAGCAGUUAAAACACAUUCAGAAAGACAGUUUUAAACAGGCGAGCAGGCCGACUGCGUGUCCCAGAGAGAGAGAGAGAGUUUUUAAGAGAGGAGCAUCAGAAUGUCUUUCCUAUUGGACUGGUUCUACAAAGGAUUCAGUGGUGUUUUACAGUUAUUAGGACUUUACAAAAAGUCUGGGAAGCUGGUUUUGCUUGGUUUAGACAAUGCAGGAAAAACAACAUUACUACAAAUGCUCAAAGAUGACAGACUUGGACAGCCUGUUCCAACACUACAUCCAACUUCAGAAGAGCUGACAAUUGCUGGGAUGACUUUUACAACAUUUGACCUUGGAGGACACGCACAAGCAAGAAGAGUUUGGAAGAACUACUUACCAGCCAUAAAUGGAAUAGUCUACAUUGUGGACUGUGCCGACCAUGAGCGUCUACUUGAGGCUAAAAAUGAAUUUAAUGCUCUGCUGACUGAUGAGACCAUCUCUAAUGUGCCAAUCCUUAUUUUGGGAAAUAAAAUUGAUCGACCUGAGGCAAUCAGUGAAGAUGCACUUAGGGGGAUGUUUGGUCUUUAUGGACACACUACAGGAAAGGGGAAUGUGUCAUUGAAAGAGCUGAACCUGAGGCCAAUGGAAGUUUUCAUGUGCAGCAUAUUAAAGAGGCAAGGAUACGGGGAAGGUUUCAGAUGGCUUUCUCAAUACAUUGAUUGAUUGUCAGUAUCUCAGUAUCGGUGCUACUGAACAUUUUGCUGUCCAAAACCCACUUACCCUUAUUUAUUGAAAGCCUUGUCUCAGGAUAAAGAGAACUAUUCUAAAUAAAUAGAAACAUAUGUGAUGCUGGUGAAA